Phycomyces blakesleeanus NRRL 1555(-) is the source of this 1703-nucleotide messenger RNA. RefSeq names its product CYP5209 protein. Bases 23 to 1633 code for a protein of 536 amino acids. The record is from RefSeq and is a predicted model, not a curated record. The transcript is spliced from 2 exons. Lineage: Eukaryota; Fungi; Mucoromycota; Mucoromycetes; Mucorales; Phycomycetaceae. Gene Ontology annotation, molecular function: monooxygenase activity; iron ion binding; oxidoreductase activity, acting on paired donors, with incorporation or reduction of molecular oxygen.
GAAUAAUAAUACCAAUAUUAAAAUGGGAAGUGCAGUAUCAAUCUUGUCCGCAACAGCCUUCAGUUGGCUCAUAUCCCAGCUAAUGACCGGUGUACUUUGGGAUGGCAAGAACCAAGACGGAACCCCGAAAAACCCCUGGGCACCAAGCCCUUCUAAUCAGCCUUACAUCUGGAAUGCCUAUGAUGAAGUAGCUGAAAGACAGUACCGAGCAUUUACCGAUUGGGCAAAGGAACUUGGAGCCUUGAUCUCGGUCAAGAUCGGUCAGAAGCGUAUGGUUGUACUCAACAGUGGCAGUCUGGUCCAAGAAUCAUUCGUGAGACUCGAACAGAAUAACUCUGCCCGUUCUAUCAGAGAUGGUGUUGAGGUACUCAUGACCGACUCUGGCAAGACCGUCUUUGCUGCACCUUUUGAGAUUUACUGGGUCCGUAUUCGCCGUGCAAUCGCUAUUAUUAUUGGAGCAGCCUACAUCGCCAAAUUCGAUGGACUUUUCUCUGCCCAAGCAGCAAAGCUCUCUCAGGGAAUUCAGUUUGAAAAAUCUAGCAAGAAUGGCAAGCCGAUCGAUGCUGAACAUCUGCGCCAAUUAGUGAACUUGAUUGCAAUGGACACCUCAUUGGCCAUUGUCGUUGGUCAAACUAACACUGAUCCUGCCACAAUGUUGCUCAUUUCAGAAAAGUGCAGGGAGAUUGAGGCUAUCCAGGCCAACAAGUGGUAUCAGUACGGUCACUUUAUCAAUAUCAUCCAGAGCACCUACAGUUUCUUGGCUUUGAUGAGAAAAAGCUUGACUGCCAUUGCUCAGCGUAAUGAUCUGCUUGAGGUGUUUUUAGAGUGGACCAGCCCUUUUAUUGCUAACCGUGGCGACCAGACAGUAGAAGUUAGAACCAUUGCAGAGAGUCUGUUGACCAUUCUUCCUUCCAAGAACGACCCUGAGCCAGCCCAACUCACGGCAGAUCAAGUGAUCGUCAACCUUAUACACAUCACCCUUCACAGUUACAAGAACCUGUCUUCGGCACUAUUCACUUUGAUUCAGCGUCUUGCCAGCUUACCAGAAUUGCAGGAGCGCAUCUAUGCGGAAGUUUUGAGUGUGAAGGACAAGGAGGGUACUCUGGAUGACUGGCCGUUGAUCGGAGCUCUUAUUAAUGAGUCGAUGCGCUUUGAGCCUCCUAUGCGUAUGUAUUCCCAUACAUCUAGAGUUGAGCACGAUAUUCUUGAUGGAGAGGACAAACCUUUCCGUAUUGACGAUGGUACAGAAAUUAUUGCCAAUCUGGAUGCAAUUCACUUUGACGAACAAUACUAUGCUGAGCCACACACAUUCAACCCUGACCGAUUUUUGGUGAAAGAAAAGAAGUCGGUGUCUAUCUUGGAUAAGAGAACAGAAAGAAAUGAUGAUAACAAAAAGUCAAAGAACAAGUUUAUGCCUGCUCGAGAUCAUUUGGCAUUUGGUGCUGGUCGCCGCAAGUGCCAGGGUGCGAAGGCAAGUGAACGUAUGUUGGCUGCCACAGUUGCUCGCCUAGUGAAGAGUUACAAGCUGGAGGGCGGUGAUGCCAAUGUCAAGGUAGACUAUCAUAGCAAUAUUUGGUCAUGGACUGGAAGAACCGAGACAAAGGGAGACGAAAUCAAGUUCAUUAGUCGAUAAAUGUCGGUAGAAACGACAUUGCCCUUAAUUUAUAUUCUUCUACGAACAAUCUUUCUUUUAUACCUAUCUA